AUGAGUACCGGCUCUGAAACAGCCUCAGGGGGGAGGGAUCCCCGACCUACCGAGCCCUCCUCUUCUACUCUCCCUCCUGCCCCCUCUUCUUCUUGUUCUUCCUCUCUCCCCCCUGCCCCCUCCUCUGGUGCUUCCUCCGACCCUCCUUCCUCGUCUUCGGAGGAGUUCCAGCAGCUGCUUGAUAAAGCCGUUCAGAUGUACUUGCCGGCGAACUACGACUUCGAGGUGGCGAAGUCGCUGCGUCGUCUGAAUGCGGAGUGCAGUCGGAACGUGGCGCUGCAGCUUCCCGAGGGCUUGCUGACUUGGUCUCUGCAGUUGGCCUCGAUUCUGAAAUUUUUCUCCGACACUGUGGAGCACGUGACGAUUCUCAGCGACGUGACGUAUGGCGCCUGCUGCGUCGACGACCUCACCGCGGCUGCGCUCGGCUGCGACUUCCUAAUCCACUACGGCCACUCGUGUCUUGUCCCCACGACGCAUGCAUCGACUUUCCGCAACGCUCGCAGUUCACAGAACGCGAGUGGCGAGGCUGGACAGACAGUCAAUGGCCUCGGCUGUCUCUACGUCUUUGUCGACAUCCUCAUCGACCCGCUUCCGCUCUGCGACGCCCUGAAAAGAAAUUUCUCUCCGGACACCCGCCUCGCUCUUCUGGGGACCAUCCAGUACGCCAAGUGCACUUUGGCUGUCAAGCGUCAUCUGGAGCAAGAUGGUUAUUUCCGGGUCCCGCCUCUCAUUCCUCAGAGGUCGCCUCUGACUGCGGGCGAAGUCUUGGGGUGUACAUCUCCCAAGUUGCCUGAGCAGAAGAUACGAAACGCCGUUUCUUCAGCUAAAGGCGACUCCGAGUCUCCUUGCGGCACAGCCUCGCGGUCCUCUGGCAAUUCAAGCAAGUGUUGUCGAGACCCUGACUUCUCUGCAUGUUCUUCGUCUCGCCCUGGAGACAGUGUGCGGCGCGAGGAGACAGAGGGGACCUCUUUGGACGUGGAAGAUUCAGCGCAUGCAUCUGCAGGUCUCCAGCUGAUGCCCCUGGGGAGAGAAGAAGAAGAAAGAAUCGACGAAGUCAUCUUUGUCGCAGACGGACGAUUCCACCUGGAGGCAUGCAUGAUCCAGAACCCCACUCUUCGCUUCCUACGCUACGACCCGUUCCUCAAGAGACUCUUUCGGGAGUCGUACAAUCACGCCUUGCUCCAUCGGAAUCGGCAGGCGGCCAUUGAGGCGGCUCGCAGCGCUCGAAGCGUCGCGCUGCUUCUCAGCACUCUGGGUCGUCAAGGCAGCGUGGGCAUCCUAGAGGGUUUGAUGGAGCUUCUGGAUAAACGGGAGUUGCCGUUCUGUGUCAUCCUUCUCAGCGAAAUCAGUCCUCAAAAAAUCAAACCUCUGACUAAACAGAUCGACUGCUUCGUCCAGGUAGCUUGUCCACGCCUCUCUAUCGACUGGGGGUCUGGAUAUGCAGCCGGGGGCAGGCCGGUGCUGACGCCGUACGAGGCACACGUCGCCUUCGGAGACGAAAAGUAUAGAGACGUCUACCCCAUGGACUACUACGGCAAAGAUGGCGGCCCGUGGAGCAACUACAACACGAAAGCCGGCCACCGCAGUGGAAGCCUCGCGCCCGUGAUUUCCCCUGAAGACCGAAAGGCGCAGCUUCGAGCGAGGCUCCUUGCUCGUCAGCGAGAACAAAGACACAGGUGAAGGCUUAGUCUUUCCUUUUCACUGGCUGUGUUCCAGAAGGCCUUCAAACAAGGGAGUUUCCGCAGUUCAGACCAAGGGCGAGAGAGACUAUCCCUGAACAGCCGAAGGUCCGAGAGUCGCGAAGGAACUUCCUCGUCGCUUACGAGAGAGCUUCGAGUCAAGAUGAACACGACCACUCACAGACAACCUUUUCCAAGAAGAAACAGAGGAUGAAUAUUGAAUGCAUGCAGUGCAUUUAUAGAAAUAUUUAUAGAUAUAGGUCUGUAAAUGUAGAGAGUCUGGUGGGACAGUUUUCCUGCAAACUGUUUUCGCUGUAUUUUCGACUUUUUCGUUUUUGUCCGCGGAACAACUACGAAAAAGGAAACUGAAAACUCGUUGGAGCUCUCCUUAGGCACUCCCGAGUCGCGUAGUGCUGUCCACGUGUGACACAGCUAUACGGUUGAAGUUCCAUAAAUAUUAUUACAUUUUAGCGGAAAUAACACCCACAUGCAUAUAACAUUUGAAGUUUCUUGUUAAUGUGAACUGGAGCAGCUCCAUGACAGACGAAAGAGAAAAAGAUCUUAGCUAGCUGCUAUGUGCUUCUGUUCGAUGGUCUCGCACAAAUGGAAGUCUU
Messenger RNA from Toxoplasma gondii ME49, 2293 nucleotides. RefSeq names its product diphthamide biosynthesis protein 2-related domain-containing protein. The record is from RefSeq and is a predicted model, not a curated record. Gene Ontology annotation, molecular function: 2-(3-amino-3-carboxypropyl)histidine synthase activity. The coding region runs from base 1 to 1680 and encodes 559 amino acids. Gene Ontology annotation, biological process: protein histidyl modification to diphthamide. The transcript is spliced from 6 exons. Lineage: Eukaryota; Apicomplexa; Conoidasida; Eucoccidiorida; Sarcocystidae.